This is a messenger RNA of Penicilliopsis zonata CBS 506.65, 1139 nucleotides long. RefSeq lists its product as hypothetical. The coding region runs from base 216 to 698 and encodes 160 amino acids. Lineage: Eukaryota; Fungi; Ascomycota; Eurotiomycetes; Eurotiales; Aspergillaceae. The transcript has 4 exons. The record is from RefSeq and is a predicted model, not a curated record. Gene Ontology annotation, cellular component: membrane.
CGCGAGCUCCUGACGCCGAUGACGCUGAUGAUCGACAGAGGGCCAAAGACCCUGAUUUCUUAAUAUUUAUUACCAGUCCUCCAUCCCCGGUUUUUUUGUUUUAAUCUUCUACAGUUAUUCUCGGACUGACAAAACUGAUAUCUUAAACCACCCAGGGAACUACUACCCAACACCUCGAUAGCCACUGUCAAAUAUCUUCCCUAGAUCUGCAGAAAAUGGCCUACACCUCUUCCUGGGUCACCAUCGUACGGGUGGUUCAGGCCAUCUUCGCUGUGAUCGUCCUCGGACUGACUGCCUAUGUGAUCAACUGGGACGACUAUUACUCGUGGUGGUCGCCCAGUACGGUGAACUUCAUGCUCUUCAACAGCGUGUGGACGCUUGUCAUCGCGCUGCCGUACAUCGUCCUAGCGCCGGUCUUCUUCGCAGGCAUCGUGCACCCGUUUAUCGUUGUCGGCAUGGAGGCUGUCACCAUGAUCUUCUGGUUUGCCGGUUUCAUUGCAUUGGCCUGUGUACUGCCACCGCCACGGGCCUGUCACAGUAGUCUGUGUGACUCCUUGCAGGCAGCAACGGUGUUUGGUGCCUUUGAAUGGGCACUGUUCGCUGCUACCACCACCAUCAAUGUCAUGGCUGUCUUCACUUCUCGAGGCAAUAACGGUGUGAAAGCGAAUCCGAAUGCCGCUGUCCACACGGGUGUUUAAAUACACCAUCGGCCUCGCUAUCUCGAAACGAACGAACGCUAUCUCAACACGAACGAAUAUGUUAUAUACCCAUGAUUCUUACGGCCCUUUAUAUACUGUUUAUUAGCUGAUGUCUUUUUUCCCCGUCCUACCUGCUGAUCAGAUCGCGCGAGAUAUCGUAUUGCCAACCGCAUCAAUUCUGAUAUUGAAUAUCCUGUAGUUAUAUUAUUGAUUGAUACUUGGCGAAUCACUAGUCAACUAGCAUUGACCUUUGUUAUUAAUUUAUUACUUGAUAACUACCUGAUCAACCCAUAGUUUAGUCAAUUAGUUGCGAAGUUAAUCUGCGGUGAUCUCCGAGCCCACUUCAAACGCUCCAACCUCCACACAGCUGCAGAGUGACGAAUGCUAUUUUAGAACAGAUCAGAAUAGAACCAAAGAUAAGGAACAAUUAUCUGACCACAG